Messenger RNA from Protopolystoma xenopodis, 756 nucleotides. The record is from the annotation of a GenBank genome assembly. NCBI's taxonomy places the organism in Eukaryota, Metazoa, Platyhelminthes, Monogenea, Polystomatidea, Polystomatidae.
AUGAUCGUAUCUCUGGGCGUCACCAUGCUCAUCUUUCUCGUCCCUCAAGAGCAGGUCACCCCUGCCUCCGCCAUGAUCCUAUCUGUUCCCCGGGCAUCUCUGCCGCGUCGACCAGUCUGCAGACCAAAGAACCAUAUGUCCAAGAUUGCUGGUUUGGUCGACGGCCCUCUGUACCAGCUAGUCUUCCUUCUUCGCCUCAAAUUCACAGAACAUCUGCUUUACGCCCAAAAAUUAUGCCUACCACUACAGUCCCCUUUAAUGGAAUCAGCAUCAUCACUAACACAAGCCAAACAACCAUCAACAAACCUUUCUCUCGUUCAGCUCUUUGAUGGGCCUAGUAAAAUUUGCCUGGACUCUGUUCCCGGAGCACCUCAGGCUCCUCGCAGGCGUCGACAUCCACAGGAUAUUCAUAACCAGAAAUCCCCACCUCCGGGCUGUGGCAGUGGGCCAUCUGCUAGCGACAGCCUGGCUCGUUUGACUGAGGAUCAGGUGCUUGCACGGCUGCUAGCCGUUGUUUCGUUCGGCCAACCUACCGACAAGUAUCGGCUACUGGAAAAAAUCGGACAAGGGGCUUCAGGAGUUGUGUCGAUGGGUUUUGAGAAAUCUACCGGCAAGCAUGUGGCCAUCAAGCAAAUGAGCCUACGCCAGCAGCCUAGGAAGGAGUUGAUUCUCAACGAGAUACUUGUAAUGCGGACGCAUAGUCAUCCAAAUCUUGUUAAUUAUCUCGACAGCUAUCUGGUUAGUCGCAUCCUCUAG